Molecule: messenger RNA, 1512 nt
Organism: Manacus vitellinus (golden-collared manakin)
Lineage: Eukaryota; Metazoa; Chordata; Aves; Passeriformes; Pipridae
Gene: SOX14
Product: SRY-box transcription factor 14
Exons: 1
Biological process (GO): regulation of DNA-templated transcription
Source: RefSeq, a predicted model, not a curated record
CCCGACUACAAGUACCGGCCCCGGCGCAAGCCCAAGAACCUGCUGAAAAAGGACAGGUAUGUCUUCCCUUUGCCUUACCUCGGGGAAACCGAUCCCUUAAAGGCUGCCGGGCUUCCCGUGGGGGCCACUGACUCGCUGCUGAGCUCCCCGGAGAAGGCCAGGGCUUUCCUGCCUCCCACCUCAGCACCUUACUCCUUACUUGACCCCAGCCAGUUCAGCUCCAGCGCCAUUCAGAAGAUGACUGAGGUUCCUCACACCUUAGCCACCAGCACCCUGCCCUACGCCUCCACCUUGGGAUACCAGAACGGGGCGUUCGGCAGCUUGAGCUGCCCCAGCCAACACACCCACACUCACCCCUCGCCAACUAACCCGGGCUAUGUCGUGCCGUGUAACUGUACCGCUUGGUCGGCUUCCAGUUUGCAACCUCCGGUUGCCUACAUAUUAUUCCCGGGCAUGACCAAGACUGGGAUAGACCCCUAUUCUUCAGCACACGCGACUGCCAUGUAACACCCACCCACCCGCACCCCACGGGCGUGUGCGUGCGCGUGUCCCCCGCCCCGGGUGGCGGCCGGAACUGGGAUUCCUUCGUGUGUGCAUGUACAUAAAACCUGCAGGAGCAAAAGGCCACCCGACCCAGGACUCUGCCGCCCGCCGCCGGGCCGGGACAGACGCGGACGCUGCCUCGGAGAUGCUCUCGCCUAAAACUCGCCCCGAGAGCUGGCCCCGGGCUCGGAGGGGGGGAUCUGCAAUCGCGGGGGCAGAUAGGAGCCCGGCACUUGUAAGAGUUGUAAAUGUGUUUAAAAACAAAAAAAGGAAAAGCGAAGCUUGAACUGCCCUUUCGGGACAAAGCGGGGGUGAAAAAGAGAAAAAGAAAAAAAAGAGAGAGAGAGAGAGGCGGUUUCGAUUUUUAUUUAUUCUCUUAAUGUCUAUGAGUUCUCCAGGGUCUCAUGUCACUUGGACUUGACUUUGGGAAGUCCCGGUCUUACUCUGAUUUUAUUUUUUUUCCCUUGUUGUUUUCCUUUUGCACAUUGAAAGACGAGAUCAGUUGUGUUAUAUAUAUAUAAAUAUAUAUAUAUUUUGCCACCACGCACUACUAGGUAAAAUUGCUUUUCAUGUCAGAAAAAGGCUCUUCAAAGUUAAAAAAGGAAAAAAAAAAGAAAAAAAGAGGGGGAGAAACAUUUAUAUUUAAAACAUAUGAUAGUGUUUGCUUAAUUUAAAACAGAUAGUCCUUAAAUUUGUGUGAUCCAGUGAGACUAGAUCUAAGUUUACUUUAGACAGAGCGUCAGGUAUGAAGUCAGGCAGUAGAAUUGUAAAAAAAUUAAUACUACUACUACUAAUAAUAAUAAUAAUAACGAAAAACCGAAUAAAAACGAUGGCAAUUUAAAUAAGUUUUCACAAUGUCUUGGGGGAAGAAGAAACAGAAACUAAGAUGUAUCCGGCAGGAUUUUACCUCGUUAAACCUUUUCAUUUGUUGAACAAAGACGUUUUGAAUAAAGACAAUCUGUCAUCAAA